GGAGACCUUCCCACCACCAUGACUGACAUGUACUCACACUUCCUGAUGGUCCAGACAAAGAGGAAGAAGAACAAAUACCAGCAGGAACAUGAAGAGAAUCCACAGGAGCUGUCAGAGGCUGACAUGGAAGUUCUCCUGAAGCUGGGGAGGCUGGCCUUUGAACAUCUGGAGAAAGGAAACAUCAUGUUCUACCAAGAAGACCUGGAGCAGUGUGGUCUGGAUGUCACAGAGGCUUCUUUGUACUCUGGAGUUUGUACUGAGAUCUUCAGAAGAGAGUGUGAGAUCUUCCACAAACCAGUUUACUGCUUUGUUCAUCUGAGUGUUCAGGAGUUUCUGGCUGCAGUUUACAUGAUGCACUGUUACAACAACAAGAAGACAGAGGUGGUGGAGAAAUUUUUGGAAAAAGAAAUUACCACCUGUCCUUUGGAUUAUCUUCUUAAUGAAAUUUAUAUGAAGUCUCUUCUGAGUGAAACUGGUCAACUGGAUUUGUGUCUUCGCUUCCUCCACGGUCUCACCAUAGACUCCCAUCAAAAAAUCUUAGGAAAACUACUGGGUCACAUGGAGAAUAGUCCUGAAACAGUCCAGACUAUCAUCAACAAUCUUAAACAAGAAAAAGCCUGCAAAGUAUCUCCUGACAGAAGCAUCAACCUCUUCCACUGUCUGAUGGAGAUGAAGGACUUCUCAGUUCAUCAGGAGAUCCAAGAGUUCCUGAAGUCAGAGGACAGAUCAGAGAAGGAACUUUCAGAGAUCCACUGCUCAGCUCUGGCCUACAUGCUGCAGAUGUCAGAGGAGGUUCUGGAUGAGUUGGACCUGAACAACUUCAACACAACACCUUUGGGUCGGAUGAGACUGAUCCCAGCAGUGAGAAAGUGCAGAAAGUUUCGGUUUAACUCAAGAUCACUCGCAGGAAAAUCAAAACAAUGCUCAUGCCCUAAUUUUCCUGAACCAUCUGACCUUUAUUGGAAUAUCGUGGCCUCAGCUCUGAACUCCAACCCCUCCCAUCUGACAGAGCUGGAUCUGAGUGGGAGCAACCUGCAUACUUUAGCGAUGAAGUUCCUGUGUGAAGGACUGGGGAGUCCAAACUGCAAACUGGAAAUACUGAGAUUGAAGAACUGCUGUCUGUCAAAGGAACUCUGUGAUGUUCUGGCUUUAGCUCUGAAGUCCAACCCGUCCCACCUGACAGAACUGGACCUGAGUGAGAACAAUCUACAGGAGUCAGACGUUCAGGAGCUCCUUGCUCUGUUACAGAGUCCAGAGAGCAAACUGGAGACUCUGAGGUGGCUCUGAUGGUCCAUCAGUUGAAGCAGCAGUUUGUCUGCAGAUGUUCUGGGCCAUGCUACUGAAGGAGGAGAGGGGAGUGGUGGAGGAGUGAGAUUAUAUUACUUUACAGCUUUACUGUGAACUCUGACAUCAGCUCCAUUCUUUUUAAUGUAGUU
Messenger RNA from Oryzias melastigma (Indian medaka), 1436 nucleotides. Its product is annotated as NLR family CARD domain-containing protein 3-like. Lineage: Eukaryota; Metazoa; Chordata; Actinopteri; Beloniformes; Adrianichthyidae. The record is from RefSeq and is a predicted model, not a curated record. Bases 19 to 1287 code for a protein of 422 amino acids. The transcript has 5 exons. Gene Ontology annotation, molecular function: protein binding.